AUGCUGGCGAUUGCCGAAGUUCUGCUCUUGCUCUUUCUCUUGCGCCUGCUCUCGCACUCUGGCUCCUGCCCCAUACAUCGUGAGGUGGGCAGGCCCAGUACCUCUGGGGCAUCUGGCGAUGAAGCGACAGAGCGUCUCGGGAAGUCGGUCCUUACGCAGCAGGUACCUCAAGUAUCCAGGAACAGAAUAGACAACCCAAAAACACACGCAUACACCGGGAGCUUUGGAAAGAAGUGGCCCAACCGUACCGAAUGCCAGGCCCCCGUUCAAUCCCUGUCCUAUCCGCCCAAACGUGAAAUCCACACCAGCCCGUCCAAGGGAUCCGACAGUGCAAAUCCCCCCUUCCGGCGACGAGAAAACCCAACCUAA
Molecule: messenger RNA, 369 nt
Organism: Colletotrichum costaricense
Lineage: Eukaryota; Fungi; Ascomycota; Sordariomycetes; Glomerellales; Glomerellaceae
Exons: 2
Coding region: 1-369 (122 amino acids)
Source: RefSeq, a predicted model, not a curated record